This is a messenger RNA of Anguilla anguilla (European eel), 3214 nucleotides long. Its product is annotated as 14-3-3 protein gamma-1-like. Gene Ontology annotation, biological process: signal transduction. Gene Ontology annotation, cellular component: cytoplasm. The record is from RefSeq and is a predicted model, not a curated record. NCBI's taxonomy places the organism in Eukaryota, Metazoa, Chordata, Actinopteri, Anguilliformes, Anguillidae. The transcript has 2 exons. Bases 510 to 1253 code for a protein of 247 amino acids.
CCACCCCCCUCCCCCUGGCCAGAGUGGGGACCACGGAGCGCCGGCGCGACUGCGGCAAAGUGUGAGAGGCAAGAACAGCGCUAGCUUAGCACUGAUCAAGGGGAAGCAAGUGGCGGAGAACUGGGGGUUAGCCCACUCAGGACGGUAGCUGCAGCUAGUCUCACUAGCUAUUGAGAGGCAAGCGAAAUCGAAAGUAAUAGAAGUUACAGUAAGGGUCGUGAAAUACAGAAUAUCAUUGGAACUGACAGGCAAUUAUAACAUAAUUUUGCUAGAUAGCUAGCGAUAGUCACGAUCGAUCUGUGCUUCUGAUCUGAAACGUUGCCUUGCAUACUCCAGACAUUUAACGUCUUUUUUGGGUGGAGUGUCGGUGUCAGCUCAUUUAGAAGCUAACGUAUUUGGCUGGCAAGCAUUAAACGUUUGCGCUUCUGCGUUGGGUAGUUGGCUACACCUCGGUGUAUGCGUGUUCAGCCGGUUCACAGUGUCCAGUGAGUCAGUCUAUAGUCGCUAGUAUGGUGGACAGGGAGCAGCUCGUGCAGAGAGCCCGUCUGGCGGAGCAGGCUGAACGAUACGAUGACAUGGCCUCUGCGAUGAAACUGGUGACGGAGCUGAACGAGCCGCUGUCCAACGAGGACCGCAACCUGCUGUCCGUGGCCUACAAGAACGUGGUGGGGGCGCGGCGCUCGUCCUGGCGGGUCAUCUCCAGCAUCGAGCAGAAGACCUCGGCCGACGGCAACGAGAAGAAGCUGGAGAUGGUGCGGGCGUACCGCGAGAAGAUCGAGAAGGAGCUGGAGUCGGUGUGCCGGGACGUCCUGUCGCUGCUCGACGGCUUCCUGGUGAAGAACUGUGGCGAGGCCCAGUUCGAGAGCAAGGUCUUCUACCUGAAGAUGAAGGGCGACUACUACCGCUACCUGGCGGAGGUGGCGGCGGGCGAGAAGAGGGCCGCCGUGGUGGAGUCUUCGGAGGCCUCCUACAAGGAGGCGUUCGAGAUCAGCAAGGAGCACAUGCAGCCCACCCACCCCAUCCGCCUGGGCCUGGCGCUCAACUUCUCCGUCUUCUACUACGAGAUCCAGAACGCGCCCGAGCAGGCCUGCCACCUGGCCAAGCAGGCCUUCGACGACGCCAUCGCCGAGCUGGACACCCUCAACGAGGACUCCUACAAGGACUCCACGCUCAUCAUGCAGCUGCUGCGGGACAACCUGACCCUGUGGACCAGCGACCAGCAGGACGACGAGGCUGGGGAGGCCAACAACUGAGCCCCUACAAACCCCCCCCCCCCAAUCCUGCCACCUGGUACUAGCUACAAUCCCCCCUGCCCCCCUGCCCCCAAAUACCCUUUCACCCUCCCACCUUCCUCUGUAUCCCAUUCUCAUUCUUUAUCUUUCUCUGUUUCUCCCUCUCUCUGUCCUCUGUCUCUCUGUCUCCUUAGGAAAACAAACUCAUAUGUGCCUCCCCCUCCUUUCCCCCUCGUCCCACACCCCCCUACCCCCCCGCAACCCUUCAUAUUUAUCCUUGCUCCCAGGAUUCUUCCUCUCCAUCUCCUCCUCCUCCUCCACCCCUGUGUGAAUCAUGGUUGUCGUGUGUCCUCCCACAUGUCUUGAAAGGCACCAAACGUACCCCCCCCCCCACCUCCCCCCGCCUUUGCGUGCACACUCGCUAACCGCGUAUUACGUGCGUCUCCUUGUCUGCCAUCCCAGAGCUCGGUGUCUUUGUCGCAAGCAGUUUGUUCUGGAAUUUUCCGUAGGCCAAAAGCCUUCUUCUGGCCCAGUAAAACUACAAAUGUCCCACAGCACAUUCAACCUUUACUGUGGGAAGUGCUUUAUUUGGGGGUGGGGCAUAUUUCAAGUGCUUUGUAGAAUAUAUAAAUGUGUACGAAACAAAGAAACUGUGACAGACCAUCUUUAGUGUGUCCUGUACAGGGGCUUCACAUCCCUUCUGUGUUUAGAUGGCAGGUGCCGUGUUCCUCUUCUGUGUGAGUGUGUGAGUGAGUGUGCGCAUGUGCGUGUGUGUGUGCGUGUAUGUGUGCGAGCGUGUGUGUGCAUGCUUGCAUUUAUGUGCCUGUGUGCAUGCGUGCAUGCGUGUGUGUGCGUGCGUGUGUAAGCUUAUGCAUUUGUGUCCAUUAGUACCCGUGCCAACUUUCCCAGCAGGCUGAUGUUGGCGGUAUUGUCGCUGGGCAGUACGAGGAACGCCAAAGGUGGCGGAGGGGGGACGGGGGGGGCGGGUGCGGCAAAUAAACACUAUGAUGGUGGAGGCUUAGGGUGCGUUGCAGAGGUUGCAUAGAGCUACAAACCACAUAAAAACCAUCAAGCAGCUGCCAUUACAUGUGAAAUGCAAAUAUGCAGAUACUGUAUUAAAAACACGCGUGUUUGAAAUUCCCUGCCCUGCCACCACCCCCGCCCCACCUCUGCCUCGCCCCCGCACCCCCCCACUUGCAAACGAGUCACGGCAGAAACAAAAGCAUUAUAGGGUGACCCCCCCCCCAAUGCCCCACCCCAAGCGUUUCUCUGUUCCCUGUUGUUGUGUUUUAGUGCUGCAGAAAUAAAUUCUCUCCAAGCGUUCAGACCAUCGCACAACCUUCCGCGUACAGCAGUGAAUUUGGAGCUUGAACACGCUUUGCAAAGCAUCAAUGCAGACAAAUCUGCUUUGUAGAACACACCCCUGACCCAGUACCCCCCCCCCCCCACACCCCCCCCCCCCCAUUGCUGCACAGACAGGAUUUGGGACGCUGAACCCAUCUGAGCCGUUAGCGUGGCCGGUACUGCUGGUGUUGGGGUUUGAUGGUGAAAUCGCUGGUGGGUAAUGGCUGUUUUAAGGCCCUGAAUUAAUGGAGGCCGUCCUCGCCUUGCUGUCAAUCGAGCGGCUGCACCGCGCAUGUUCCAAAGCCGCUACGCAGCCGUGAGUCCACCGCCCUGUCACCUGACCGCUCUGUCCGCCCUGUCACCUGACCGCUCUGUCCGCCCUGUCACCUGACCGCUCUGUCCGCCCUGUCACCUGACCGCUCUGUCCGCCCUGUCACCUGACUGACACUAACUCAUCUGGCGUUGGGACUGUCAUUGUGACCGCUUGAGUAUUAAAGGGGAGUUCAGUCAGUCCUUAAUGUGGAGGGUAGAAUGUGCAUGCAAAACAAUGCAACAACAAAAAAAAAGCUGUUAAGAGCGUGUAAAAGAAUUAAAGACGCAUUUGUGUGUUAUCAGACUGCUCACCUGCAGACUGCUCA